Molecule: messenger RNA, 996 nt
Organism: Phytomonas sp. Hart1
Lineage: Eukaryota; Euglenozoa; Kinetoplastea; Trypanosomatida; Trypanosomatidae
Source: the annotation of a GenBank genome assembly
AUGGCGGCCCGUCUCGCACACAGCUUCGAAAUGCGAACUACACGGAAAUCCUAUGUGGCUCUUCUCCACGGGCACUUUCCCCUCCUUCAGGAGGACCCCGAAGGCACACGGGGGUGGGUGGCGGGGUUGAAUCGGGCGAUCGCCGCAGCCUCGGCGGGGGUGGGAUCCUCCACGGGCCUGCAGGGAGUUCGCCGUGAGGAGCUCUCGAGCUAUCUUUACCCUUUCCCCUCCCUGAAAGGGAAAAUAGAAGAAAGAGAGGGGGUACGUUGGUCUUCGCAUUACAGCUCAGAGACUGCGCGGGUGGAGAAUGAGGAAAUGUUCGCGCGUCUGGAAGGGAUACAAGCGGGGGGAACGCGAAGCGACCCCGACGAAGCAGGUCGAACGGAGGGCCAGGAUUCCUCUCAUCCGGUCAAUGACAAACAAAAAGCCGAGAACAACGAAGGGAAUUUCGGCUGCGUCUUGGAAGUGAGUCUUCCUGUUGGGGUGGAAAAGGCGGCGGUUCAGAAGUGGGGCUCAAAUCGCAUGGCGGUCUUUGGUGAAGGCAGCCGCUGGAGUACAACGUGGAUUCACGUCUUGGAGCGCGGGGUUCUAACGCACCCUACACUGCAAAGACCGGUCCCUAUUACAAAGGUGCUGCUUUGUCCCCUGACCGGGCGCCGCCAUCAGCUCCGCGUGCACUGUCACGCCCUCGGAUUUCCCAUCCUCGGCGAUGAACUCUACGCGGAUGAUCCUUCUCCUUUUCCAAACUCAUCCGUUCCUUCUUCUUCAUUUGCGGAGGAGGUUCGAGGGUGGCCGCGAAUGUUCCUCCACAGCUGGAGGCUUUGCGUUCCGGCGUGUUUGGACGACACACAGGAAGAGGAGAUGCGCGUGGUGCGAAAGAAAAAGCGCAGACGAGAGACCAAAGGCAUCCAAGAGCCUUUUUCCACAACUUCCAUGAUAGAAGAAUGGCAUGAAUUUGUAAGUGAAGAUCCCUUUGUACUUUCAAAGUUCUCUUAA